AUGAGAGCUGUACGCUUCCAUGGAAGAGGCGAUAUCCGCGUUGACGAGGUCGAAGAGCCAAUCUGUGGUAAUGGCCAGGUCAAGGCAAGCUUACCAUUGCUGCUUAUAACGUUACCUCCGAGGUUGAGUCUUGAGUCUCUAACAAAGAACCUUGGUCUUAACAGAUUCGACCUGCCUUUGUCGGAUUAUGUGGCAGUGGUAAAUAUCCAUGAGUAUCUUGCCGGCCCAAUGAUCGUGCCUGUCACCCCACAUCCAUUAACCGACGAGAAGCUGCCGACCACUCUGGGCCACGAGUUCAGUGGUACAGUUGAAGAGAUCGGGUCAGGCGUUACAGGGUUCAAGGUCGGAGAUCGGGUUGUAGUCAAGCCCAACCUCUUCGACGGCACAUGUUCGAACUGUUCAAUAGGCAUAUUCAAUUGCUGCGAGAAAGUUGCAUUCAUCGGGUUCAGCAUCGUGGACAGCGGACAUGCUAUUCCGCUACCGGAGUCCAUUCCACUCGAUAUCGGUGCUCUGGUGGAACCUCUCGCCGUCGCAUGGCACGCCGUAAGCCGCAGUCCUUUGCAGACAAAUGACACUGUACUUGUGGUUGGGGCUGGACCAAUCGGGUUGGCUAUUAUCCAGGUACUGAAAGUCAAAGGUAUCACCUCGAUUAUCGCGGUGGAGGUCUCUGAGCGACGACGUGAAUUUGCCCUGGCCCUGGGCGCCACCGAGGUCCUUAAUCCCAUUGAUGUGGAUGCGGUUACGCAGAUACGUGCCUUGACAGGGAACGCGGGUGCAGAUGUUGUAUUCGAGUGUUCCGGAGCUCAGGCUGGGCUUGAUACUGCGGUCGCUUGUCUUCGGGUACAUGGGACGGUGGUGGUCGUUUCCUUGUGGGAACAUAGGCCAACUAUCGAUACUUUUGCAGUUGUGUUCCAGGAGAAGAAUGUCAUAGGGGCUGCUCUUUAUGAUGAUGGGGACUUUGAGGCUGUGAUUGAUGAAAUUGCUUCCGGUGGUAUUCAGCCUCGCCCGAUGAUCACGAGUAAGAUCCGAAUGGAGGAUGUGGAUGAGAGAGGGUUCAAAGCUCUCAUCGAGGAAAGAGAUAAGCAUGUAAAGAUCCUGGUUGACAUUUCUGCAUGA
Penicillium mononematosum is the source of this 1116-nucleotide messenger RNA. RefSeq names its product 2,3-butanediol dehydrogenase. Gene Ontology annotation, biological process: butanediol biosynthetic process. The record is from RefSeq and is a predicted model, not a curated record. Lineage: Eukaryota; Fungi; Ascomycota; Eurotiomycetes; Eurotiales; Aspergillaceae. Gene Ontology annotation, cellular component: cytoplasm. Bases 1 to 1116 code for a protein of 371 amino acids. The transcript has 5 exons. Gene Ontology annotation, molecular function: (R,R)-butanediol dehydrogenase activity; zinc ion binding.